Molecule: messenger RNA, 5064 nt
Organism: Amoebophrya sp. A25
Lineage: Eukaryota; Dinophyceae; Syndiniales; Amoebophryaceae
Source: the annotation of a GenBank genome assembly
AAGCCGACUGCUCGCGCAACGAACCAACCAGCUACUCUCUCAACCAAUCUAUCCAUCAACUCGGAUUCAAACUGCAGGCUUGCACUAUUUUCAAGAUCUACUUUCAGUAAAGACGAAUAUAACUCUCUUCAUUUUUCCUUUUACAUUUACAGCUACUUGCAACAAGUCACACCAGUAUACCAGAUAUUGAAAUUGAUACCUUUCCUCAUGAUUAACAGCAAGACAAUGGACGAGCAGAGACGGCGCUCUGCCUCGGCGCUUCGCGGGCGUCUGCGUAAGGAGAAUCACCGUCAACAGGACGACGGCGCGCCUUUUUUUCAACAAAGUGCAGAUGUUUCAUCAAGGCGACAGCUUUCCUGCAGUAGCGAACAUUUAGCGACUUCGGCUAGCAGUCUCAGCACUUAUGUACAGACCACAGCUCGUGCUGCUUACACGAAUCACAUGGCGCACCUGCCGAAGAUCACACCAUCACCGACACUACUACCGCUCACGAAAGUGGCGCCAUCCUUGCCGUCCUCGUCCCUAACGUCAGCGAGCCACUCGAUUUAUCAGCGCAAGAACAUCAUGAAGCAGGCGGAUGGUUCUAGGUGCCAGGACACCAUCACGAAGACGCAGAAUGAUUCUAGUUACCAGGACGGCACUAUGAAACCGAAGAAAGACCCUACUAGUGACCAGGGCAGCAUCAUCAAGAGGCAGAGCGAUUUGGCUCACCACUACCAGGGCGCGACGACGAAGAAGGAGGAGCAUUCUAGUUUUCGGAAGACCACAAGCGCUUCUAGAGACGAGAAUACAAAUGAGACGAAAAACAGCGGCAGCAACAUGAUGGAGGGCAGUCCGCUAAUGGAUUUGCGCGAAUCGCGCAACAUCGGCGCCAUCGCUACGCCUGAUCAUGGUAGAGAAGGAAAAAGUGGCCCUUCGUCUUGUAGUAGGAUUCUCGAUUCCUCCAAAAUGAAUCUUCUUACUUCUCCUAUGGGUAUGGUGCAGCUUUUGGAGGGCAAGGGUGGACAGAGCAAAGAGCUGCUUACGACUCGUGAGCGGCAGAAUGAAGAACAGCACAACAAUACUGGUUCUGGUGAGAUCUCUCUGGGGAUGAUUAGUAGUAGCAGAGAUAGAAGUGAUACUAGGGCGCAAGGAAUACAGUUACAGCUACCACUGUCGCUGUCGAAUAGUCCUGCGUCAACAUCUGUCGUGGUAGCGAGUGAAAGGCGCAACACUUUUGAGCGGCGGAGUCUUGUUAUUUCACCUCCGAGACCACGAUCGCGAACGCCAAGAGACAACCUUAAAGGCGGCGCUUUUGAGGAUCAAAACAAGAAGGGAGAAAAUGAUAGGGACGAGGACAAAUCACGCCAGGCUGCAGUGCCCUUUUCCCUUUCGCAGCCGGCUGCUGAGGCAGGAAACCCGCUAGCUUCCUCGGCAUUUUCGUUCGCAACAAGCCGGUGGAAGGGCCAAGCUCCUGUAGGGUCAGAAGAUUAUGACUCGUCUGCUCUGCAGGCUGCAGACUCAGUAAGAGGCCUUCCCGUAUUGUUCCAAUUCUUCAUAGUACUUGCCUCCUCGUAAGUUGUCUGAUAGUUGAUAGUACUGGCACUUACGUGGGUGAGCUGGUCCAAGAAUGAAAACAGCCUCAUCUCCCCAGGGCGAUUAUCUAAGUACGCUAAUUGGUACUAGAAGCCUUAACCGUGUUUAUACUUCUAACGAACGCAGUCCCUAGCGAAUUCGACGAAGCCCCACCGCCAUUGUCGGCUUGCCAGGAGCCUCUCGCGCCCUGCGCGCUUUGUCGCUGCGACUGCGUGCGCGCGGGUUGCCGGUGGGAUUCAUCAGCAACACAAAGGAGAUGACUAUGAAAUGAAAGCGCUCACAUGGUGGACAGGCUGCCUUUGUCAAUGCCCUUUAUUUUGUCUAAGGUAGCCCGAAGUAUGACUAUUGCUACCCCAGUCGUGGCGCGAAUGUGGCGGGUCGUUCUGCCUGGGUGAGGUCAACCUUUUUACUUGUAGUCAAUAUUAUAUUGCUCCCAAAGUGGUUUCGUAGAUGCAUAGGUCUAAGCAGUAAAAACGAAAGAAACCUAGACUGUCAAUGAAUAAGGACGCCCCUGAUGCAGUAAACUAUGGCGGUAAGGACCAACCCCCUUCACUAUCAUACGAAGGCAGACGCAGACACGGCAGACAGAAGCGGGUGGGAUGGAGAGACGGAAGGUGGGCCACCAGCCGGACUCGAGGGAAGCAAGGGACAAGGAUACGACAGCAACAAGGCAAGUCGUGACCUCGCUUGGCUCCUGGACGAAAAAAAGGACCUGACUCUUCGCACUAUCCAGUCCUCCAUCUUCAAUGAGGUCUCGAGCUCUAAAGCGGCUUCUGUGCAAGACAACCCGUCCACAACAACAACUGCUACAGGCAUUGAGCAAAACGUCGAACAAGAUAGUGCUUCUUUUACUUCCCCAAAAGAGCUUAAACAUGAUGGCGCUGGGGUGAUUAGUAGUCGAGGGAAAUCUCGUUCACGAUCACGCUCUGAUAGAGAUCCAUUUGGUGGCACAGAUUGGCCAUUUUUGUCUUCAGAUGGCACUGCCUCACAAACUCAGGAUCGAGCGGACCCUAUUUUUCACCCUCCUUCAGAAGCACAUACAGCCCCACAGGUCAAGGAGUCUUGCGAGCCGGGCAGCAAAACCAAAAUAGUUACUACGACGCCAGGUUUUGUCGAUCGAAUUUUUCGGCAAAAUCAUAAACUUCCUGUCCUGACUAAGCCAGAGGCGUUGUUCUCGUUUUUCCAGCACUAUGCGGAGCUGAAACAACACCACGCGCAACUUUUCUCAUACAGUUUGGAAAAAGGUUACUUCGUUGCCGCGUCCGACUUUGAGGAGUGCAUUAAGAAUCCUCAGGAUUUUGCACGAAAAAAAAAGAGCCUACAGGGCAAGGGCGCACAAAGAACCGCAGCGACCAUACGAGAGCAAGACUCGUCACCUGGGAGUCAGCAGGCAUCUUCACUAGAACCAUCGCCAGAACCAUCAGGAUUGUUAGCUGCGUGCUUUCUUUCUGCACCCGAAGUUUGCUUCAUGGGCGAGGGGUCGUUCGGCGGCGUAUGGUCUUCGUCUGAGGGCUUGCAGUGUCACCCUGAACCUGCACAGAAGACUGUCGUGAAGCACCAGCUUGACCUUGGCGAAGCCAUGGUCGAAGCGUGUUUUGCUAUAUACGUUUCCCGGCAGGAGAAUUUGGCGCAGUACGUCGCUCAAGCUUAUGAAGCUGUCAGCUUUAUUCCGCAGGUGUCGGGAUCACAGAAGCAGACCGGAAACAGCUUCCUCUUGAUGGAUAAGUACAGCCGCGACUUGAAGAAACAAGUACUAGGCGAAGUACAAGUAGGCGAGUCACCUCUCAAGGCAGGAAUCUCACUCCGCAACAGUGCGGCGGAGCGACCAGUACAAACUUCUUCUACGGCUUCACCACGACCCCUGGAAGAAGCCACAGGGGGGGCCGCAAUAGUGGCAAAGCGGUUCAUCAAGCGAGGAAAUCACAUGAUCGAAGGGAUAGUAGAGCUCGGCAAACUAGGAAUAGCAUCGAGAGACAUCAAACUGGAGAACUACCUCAUCGGCGAUGAAGCUCUGGAAAGUCCCAGGCUUUCUGACUGGGGAUUGUCUACGGCAUCGGGGCGGGAUACUGCUGAGAUGCCCCUGGUUGGCACUCCGUUAUUUCUAGACCCGCUAGCCCUCCUACUGCGCAUCGGAAAUUAUCGCGAUUGGAUUUCGGCGAACUUGUAUCCGGAAGCUGGUGCCCAACCAACAUACAUUCAGAUGGAUGCAUGGAGUCUUGGGGAUGCUCUUCUGGACUUGUGGACCUCUCAGGCAGCACGGGAAAAAAUUAUUGGGCCAUCUUUCGACAGGGUCUAUGACCCGAGCUUCUCGUCGUCGACGCCGGACGACCGUGAGCUUGCUGCUUACGCGACAAAAGUAGCACAAGAAUGCGCGAAGGAUUUCCACCCAGCGACUCGUGCGUACUACUCCGAACAGAUGCAAGAGAAAGGCGCAAAGAAAAGCACCGUCUUCUCAAAAACUGUGCUAGAGCUUCUUCUUCGCUAUCCGCUCAACUGCUCUCCGGACAAACGUGACAUGGCGGAGUUCGCUGACCUCUGGGGAGAGCUGCUGGUCGAGGAGAUGGAGAAAGAGAACAUGGGAAACCUCAACAACGAAGUAGUAAAUGAAGAUGGGCUGGAGAUCUCUCAAGACGCUACUAAAGACCAAGUGAAAGGCAUGCUACGGAAGGCAGCAGGCCUGGCAGACACGUUACAAGCGCCCAGCAGAUCUAGCACUCUACAGGCAGCUUCCAGCGCCAGCACAUCUAGAAGUACUCCAGAGGAAACGCAAACUGCAGCCAGCACUCUACGAGCAGCGUCCAGCGCCAGCACGCCUGGUUCUCCAGGUCCAGAGGGAGCGACGAGCUCACCUAGUAUUUCACAAAAGGAAGCGCAGUCUUUCGAGGAAAGUAACCAACACCAAGUAGCUGCAUCGUCCCAAUCGACAUGGAGGUAUGAGGCUUUGCAGGCUUCUGCAUCAUCUGAGACUCCGAGCCACGAGCACCUUGCUGGAGCUGGGAACGACGUCGGCGCCCCCUUUGACGCGACAGGAGCAAUGACCACUGACAUCACCGCAAAGGGUGCGGGUGGCACCGUGAGGAGGAUAGCCUCGUCUGUUGAGACUGGGCCUGGUGCUGACAACGCUAACGACGCAAUGGGCGGCGCAGACAUUAUGUCUCGAGAUGAUUCUGGUUUUCUAAUUGGUACAACUUCCUUGGAACUUCUAACAGUGGCCAGCACUUGCUUGUGCUUUACAUGAUUUAACCCCAAAACUUUGACUUCAUCACCAACCAGCGACUCCUUAUUUCUAAAUCUAACCCGAGUACCACUACCAGCGCCACAACUGUGGAAGCAGAAGGGGGAUCACCUACAGCGGCUGCCGUAGAGAAAGUGGAAGUAGGCACGACCACGAAACCAUCAGAAGGCCAAGCGAACAAUGUCGCGGGCAGUGAGCGUGCGGGAAAGAAGGCGGCGAAACAAAGCAAACUCCUCCGACGGGAGGACAGAUAA